UAAUCGAAGUUUUAUUAAAAAAAAAAAACAAGGUGAGGUUAAUAGUCCAAUUCACGAAUUUACGAAAAAAAAUUCUUUAACUAAUUUAUUCACAAUAUUAUAAAUAUUUGAACACACAUUUGUGUCUCAUUCUAAACUAAAUAUUUGUCCAAAGAUUUACAAACAAAUUUCAAAGUUUCCAUAUUAAAAUUACACACGCUUGCAAGUUCACCACUUUGUCGUGUGUCGUGAUAAAGAAAAAAAAGGAGAGAUUCUUUAAAACCUAUUUAAUUUUUUUCAAUACUUCAAUAUUAAAAAACCACUGUGAAUUAGUUUAAAGUUUAUCAUUUUCAUUCAGAGAAGAAAGAUUUCAUAAAAAAAACAAAAUAUGCCACCAAAAGAAAGAAACAUCGCAAUCAUGGGAUAUCGAUCAGUUGGUAAAUCAUCGCUGAGUAUCCAAUUUGUCGAAGGACAAUUCGUUGACUCAUAUGACCCCACAAUUGAAAAUACCUUCACAAAAAUCACCCGAGUAAAUCAUCAAGAUUAUGGCGUAAAAUUAGUUGAUACUGCUGGUCAGGAUGAAUACAGCAUAUUUCCUGCACAAUAUAGUAUGGACUUUCAUGGAUAUGUUCUUGUCUAUUCGAUAACAAGUCAAAAAUCAUUUGAAGUUAUUCAAAUUAUUUAUGAGAAAUUGUUAGAUGUUAUGGGAAAGGCACAUGUACCUGUUGUUUUAGUUGGAAACAAAACUGAUUUGCACCAAGAAAGAGCUGUUACUGCUGAAGAAGGCAAAAAAUUAGCAGAAUCGUGGAAGGCAGCGUUUUUAGAGACAUCUGCUAAGCAAAAUGAGUCUGUUCAAGAUAUAUUCCAUCAACUUCUUCUGCUCAUUGAAAACGAGAAUGGAAACACGCAAGAGAAAAGUAGCUGCGUUAUUUCAUGAGCAAGACAACACCACACGAAACUAA
Episyrphus balteatus (marmalade hoverfly) is the source of this 941-nucleotide messenger RNA. RefSeq names its product GTP-binding protein Rheb homolog (gene Rheb). The coding region runs from base 368 to 916 and encodes 182 amino acids. Gene Ontology annotation, cellular component: plasma membrane. Gene Ontology annotation, molecular function: GTP binding; GTPase activity; GDP binding. The transcript has 5 exons. NCBI's taxonomy places the organism in Eukaryota, Metazoa, Arthropoda, Insecta, Diptera, Syrphidae. Gene Ontology annotation, biological process: small GTPase-mediated signal transduction. The record is from RefSeq and is a predicted model, not a curated record.